Molecule: messenger RNA, 333 nt
Organism: Colletotrichum karsti
Lineage: Eukaryota; Fungi; Ascomycota; Sordariomycetes; Glomerellales; Glomerellaceae
Exons: 4
Coding region: 1-333 (110 amino acids)
Biological process (GO): translation
Cellular component (GO): mitochondrion; ribosome
Molecular function (GO): structural constituent of ribosome
Source: RefSeq, a predicted model, not a curated record
AUGCACCAGCUGGUCCCAUCUGGCCGUUUUUCGAGAUUGACGGAGAGCUCGCUGAGCACCAACCUGAGCAGCAAAAUCUCCGGCUCCACGAUCCUUCCGCGACCCUCCAGGCCGAUUCCAAGCUCCAAGCUCCCACCACGCGCCACGACCCUCAAGAUGGCCAAGAAGACCAAGUCCCGUGUCAUGAUCGUCCGGCUCAUGUCCAUGGCCGCGACAGGUUUCUUCUACACCUUCAAACGCCCGAGAACGGCGUCACCCAUGAGCAUGUUGAAAUACGACCCGAUCAUCCGCCGGAAGGUGCUCUUCUUGGAACAGAAGAAAAAGGGCAAAUGA